This is a messenger RNA of Oreochromis aureus, 2736 nucleotides long. RefSeq names its product caspase-8-like. Gene Ontology annotation, biological process: proteolysis; negative regulation of extrinsic apoptotic signaling pathway via death domain receptors. Lineage: Eukaryota; Metazoa; Chordata; Actinopteri; Cichliformes; Cichlidae. Gene Ontology annotation, molecular function: protein binding; cysteine-type endopeptidase activity. The record is from RefSeq and is a predicted model, not a curated record. The coding region runs from base 759 to 2573 and encodes 604 amino acids. The transcript has 16 exons.
GUACAAAUACUUUGUUAUUGUGAAAAAAGUUUUAAGGUAUAUCUACGUUACUUGAGUAGUUUCUUUCAGACAACUUUUUACCUUUACUCCCAACAUUUUCAAAACAAGCUGAUUAUUUCCGGUUUGACGUUUUUGAAGGGAGUUCGUCACUGUGAGCCUUGAAACAUCAAAUCGAUUUGAGCCUAAACAGAAACACGUGAAAGGCAGUCCUGCUCGUGUAUUAAUCGCCAGGAGAUAUAAAAAGAGAUGAAAGCAAAAUCGUGGGCCCGCGCUUUUAUUUAUUAUUGCAAUGGUGACUGAUAAUGAAGUCCCCAGCUAGGAACAAAUUACUUUUAAUGAACACAGCACAUAAACCUAGUUGAAUGUAAGCCGGCGUUACAUGUGCGUUUAUCAGUUAGUUAUUCUUCUCCUUUUUUACGACACGACCCUCUAGUGGUGCAGUUUUGGUACAUAACAUUACAGGACACAACAGCUAUUAUUAUUACUUUUGGCACAACACCAGAACGACUGCAGGUGUCCAUACGUUAUGUUUGCGUAGGGUUAGCUAGCAUCUAGGUAACCCUACAGUAGACGAGCGAGCACGAAAGGAGUGACGUUUUUGAAGUUUCAGGGCCAACCUGAAGGAACUUCAAUUGAAAAAUUCUUAGAAGAAAGUCUAGGCCUGGUGGAAGUCAUUUACAGGUGUAAUGAGCAUAAUGCAGUGAAGCAGGGCCACUGAAUCAUGUGCACACUCUCGAGGACACCGAAAGAGCUUCAGCAUGUCUGCCAAGGACACCGUGAGGAGAAACAAAACAGCCAUCCAAACGAUUCUGUCCGGAGACUACAGGCUGAUCCUCAACAAAGUUUAUGAGAAGUUCCUGAUCACUAAUGAGGACUACAACAACCUUAAAAGUAUCAACAGGGAAGAUGUGGAGGGACACGUUGUUGAGCUUGUGGAUAAGAUCAUGAAUAAAGGAGAAGAUACCUGCAGAGCUUUCCUGAACCUCCUGCAAACUGAUAAAAAAAUUAAAACUACUUUCCCUCAGCUGAAGAACACUCCGUUUCUACCUAAGCCUGACCAAGCUUCUUUACUUCAGCAUGACGGCUCCAGUCAAAUGCAGUCCAUCCAGGCCUGUGCUGGUGGGAGCAGGUCUGUGAUACAAAGGUUGUCCUCAACUCUAGAAGAGGAGCUGGACUCUACUGAGGUGGCAGCACUUUGCUUCCUGUGUCGUGAUGUUGUUAGCAGAAGUCAUCUGAAAGGGAUCACUAAUAUCAAAGAACUGUUCUCAAGAUUAAUGGAAAAAGGUGUCCUGCAGAACAAUCAUUUCCUUUCUCAGAUUCUCUGGACUAUUGAUCGAAUAGACCUCGUCAGGUCCCUGGGCAUAGAUAGCAAACGAUCGAAGGACACAGAUGAGAGUCCUGUUCUGUCACAGUACAGGGUGAUGCUGUACAAAUUAUACGACGCCAUGAUUAACGACAAUCUCGCAAUCAUGAAGUUUCUACUGAGGUCAAAGCUGGGCAAAAGCAAACUGGAUCAAUGCAAAACAGCGCUGGAUGUGUUUGCUGAGAUGGAAAAGAAAGAUUUAAUAUCAGACACAAAUGUCAGUGUGUUGCAUGAAGUACUCCAAAAGCUUGAUAAUCAAGAGCUGGCAAUGAUUGUAGAGAACUACAUUCAAGGAGUCCCCCAGCAGCAGCAGAUGUUACCUCCUCAUAGGUUUUUUGACAAAAAUGAAUCCCAUCUUCCUCUGUCUGUAACUGAAACUCAGUCCACCUGCAGAGGAGAGACUAUUUACACUGAUGCACGACCACAGCCCACCUCUUUUCCUGAUCAGUCAGAAUACUACACUUUGACUUGUAAGUCUCAUGGUUUAUGUGUGGUCAUCAAUAAUGAGAUCUUCACGGGAACAAAUCUGAAGAAUCGAAGAGGAACUCAGAAAGAUGCAGAUGCUCUGAACACAGUGUUCACACGCUUAGGCUUUAAAGUGCUGAUACACAACAACCUGACUGCAGCACAAAUGCAAAAUGAAAUAAGAAUGUACAGCAAGAGGAAUUUUGUGAAUGACAAUGCCUUGGUGGUAUGUGUGCUUUCCCAUGGAGAAAAGGGGUGUGUCUUUGGCACUGAUGGGGAAAAGGUGUUCCUGCAAGAUAUGAUGCUCCCGUUUACAAGUGGAAGAACCCCAACCUUAGCAGGGAAGCCCAAACUCUUCUUCAUUGAAGCAAGUCAGGGUGAUGGAUACCAGAAAGGUCACUGUCCCUGCAGCUUGGGGCCAGGAGAGGAGGAGAGGGAGAAACAAUUCUUCCUGGAAGGAAAUUCAGAAGCAGACUUUCUGAUAGGCAUGGCCACUGUGAAGGGGUUCAUGUCAUUUCGAAACAGUGUCACAGGAUGCAUCUACACCCAGGAGCUCUGCAGGCAGUUGACAAGAUCAGCAGAAAGUCAGGAGAUGGAUGAUCUCCUCACUGUCCUGACACGUGUGAACAGGGAGGUCCACAAAAGAGAGUUUUACCAGAAUUACAAACAAAUGCCAGAGGCCAGAUACACCCUCACCAAGAAGCUCGUCCUCAAAUCUGUGUCACCUGACUGUGACCAAAAAUAAGUCCCAGAUUAACAAAGACUUGAUGAGUCUUGUCUACAGCGUAUCUGACUGUGUGUGUGUUGCACAUAUGUAUGAAUGAAUUUGUAUUUUGCUUUCAUCUCAAGAAUCAAAGAAAACAUCAUGGUAUAAAUAAAUGUUGUGACUGAAAUUUUUGUCAUGUCAU